CAGCCCAGUGAGUGACGGGCUUCCGCUUUGCCGCCGCCCGCCGCGGUCUUUUAGGCUUCGGAGUUCCUGCUCACCCUCUCUCUUUCCUUUCCACCUUUCCUUUCUUUCCCAUGGCCCCGGCUCGUCGGGGCGCCCUGGGCGUGCUGCGCUGAAUCCAGGACCGCCCUUCUGCCCCCUUCUCCCCCCGCCCCGGCUCUUCCUCCCUCCCUCCCUUCCAGACCCUAGUCGCCUGAAGCCGCUUUCAUCCCUUGCCCGCAAUCCUCACCUAGAGCCUGGCUGAGCUGUCCUGGGGGGGAAGGGGAAGAGGAAGAGGAAGAGGAAGGGAGGAGAGGAGAAGUAAGUAGACACCGAGAGCCUGCGAGCGAGAGCCAGGCAGCCGCGGGAGGAAAGAGGACGACAAGUAGGAGGAGCAGCAGCAGCAGCAGCAGCCGCCGCAGCAGCUGCGGGGGCCAUGACCGUGGAGCAGAAUGUGCUGCAGCAGAGCACCUCCCAGAAGCACCAGCAGACAUUUUUGAAUCAGCUGAGAGAAAUCACUGGCAUCAAUGAUACACAGAUACUACAGCAAGCCUUGAAGGAUAGCAAUGGAAAUUUGGAAUUAGCUGUGGCUUUCCUUACUGCAAAGAAUGCCAAGACACCUCAGCAAGAAGAAACAACUUACUAUCAAACAGCCCUUCCUGGCAAUGAUAGAUACAUCAGUGUGGGAAGCCAGGCAGAUACAAGAAAAAAACAGUAUAAACCAACCAGAACAAGAUGUGCCACAAUUGAGCAAACACACUAUGGAUCAAAAGAUAAGAGGGAUAUGGAUGUGAUUGAUCUCACUGGAGAUGAUAAAGAUGAUCUUCAGAGAGCAAUUGCCUUGAGUUUGGAAGAAUCAAACAGGGCAUUCAGGGAGACUGGAAUUACUGAUGAGGAGCAAGCUAUUAGCAGAGUCCUUGAAGCCAGCAUAGCAGAAAAUAAAGCAAGUUUAAAGAGGACGCAUACAGAAGUGUGGAGUGAUUCUCCAAACCCUUAUGAUAGGAAAAGACAGGACAAUUGCCCAGUUGGGCUAAAGAAUGUUGGAAAUACCUGCUGGUUUAGUGCUGUCAUUCAGUCAUUAUUUAAUCUUCUGGAAUUUCGAAGAUUAGUACUGAAUUACAAUCCUCCUGCAAGUGCUCAAGAUUUACCCAGAAACCAAAAGGAACAUCGGAAUUUGCCUUUUAUGCGUGAGCUGCGGCAUCUGUUUGCACUUCUUGUUGGUUCUAAAAGAAAAUAUGUUGAUCCUUCAAGAGCAGUUGAUAUUCUUAAAGAUGCUUUCAAAUCGAAUGGCUCACAACAGCAAGAUGUGAGUGAGUUCACACACAAAUUAUUAGAUUGGUUAGAAGAUGCCUUCCAAAUGAAAGCUGAAGAGGAAAGGGAUGGAGAGAAACCAAAGAACCCAAUGCUAGAAUUGUUCUAUGGAAGGUUCCUAGCAGUGGGAGUGCUUGAAGGUAAAAAAUUUGAAAAUACAGAAAUGUUUGGUCAGUAUCCACUUCAAGUCAAUGGUUUUAAAGAUCUUCAUGAAUGCCUAGAAGCUGCCAUGAUUGAAGGAGAGAUUGAGUCUUUACAUUCAGAGAACUCAGGAAAAUCUGGCCAAGAGCAUUGGUUCACAGAACUUCCACCUGUAUUAACAUUUGAACUGUCAAGAUUUGAAUUUAAUCAGGCUUUGGGAAGACCAGAGAAAAUUCACAACAAGUUAGAAUUUCCUCAAGUUUUAUAUCUGGACAGAUAUAUGCACAAAAACAGAGAAAUAACAAGAAUUAAACGAGACGAGAUCAAGAGACUAAAAGAGUACCUUACAGUAUUACAGCAAAGAUUAGAAAGAUAUUUAAGCUAUGGUUCUGGCCCUAAACGAUUCCCCUUGGUAGAUGUUCUGCAGUAUGCACUGGAGUUUGCCUCAAGUAAACCUGUUUGCACUUCUCCUGUUGAUGAUAUUGAUGCUAGUUCCCCACCUAGUGGUUCCAUACCAUCACAGACAUUACCAAGUACAGCAGAGCAACAACAGGGAACUCCUUCAGAACUACCAAGCACAUCACCUACACCAAGAUCAUUUAUACAUAAGCCAUUUACACAGUCACGAAUACCUCCAGAUUUGCCCAUGCAUCCAGCACCAAGACACAUAACAGAAGAAGAACUUUCUGUGCUAGAAGGCUGUUUACAUCGCUGGAGGACUGAAGUAGAAAAUGACACUAGAGAUUUGCAGGAAAGCAUAUCUAGAAUUCAUCGUACAAUUGAACAAAUGUACUCUGACAAGUCUAUGAUACAAGUUCCUUAUCGCUUACAUGCUGUCUUAGUUCAUGAAGGCCAAGCCAAUGCAGGGCACUAUUGGGCAUAUAUUUUUGAUCAUCACCAAGAGAGAUGGAUGAAAUAUAAUGACAUUUCUGUGACAAAAUCAACGUGGGAGGAGCUAGAACGAGACUCUUUUGGUGGCUACAGAAAUGCCAGUGCGUACUGUUUAAUGUACAUUAAUGAUAAAGAACAUUUCUUAAUAAAAGAAGACUUUCAUAAGGAAACUGGACAGAAACUUGUUGGAAUGGAAACACUACCUACUGAUUUAAGGGACUUUGUCAAAGAAGACAAUCAGAGAUUUGAAAAAGAGCUAGAGGAGUGGGAUCUACAACUUGCCCAAAAAGCUCAGCAGGAAAAGAUUUUAGCAUCGCAGAAAAUGAGGGAGCCAGCACCUUCUGUAAUGACAGCACAAGCAGAAGAACCUGAAUAUCUAGAGCAACCAUCCAGAAGUGAUCUUGCCAAGUAUUUGAAAGAAGAAACAAUGCAAGCAAUCACCAAGGCAUCAUCAGAACAUGAAGAUAAAAAUCCUGAAACUGUUUUACAGCUGACCCCUGAAAAAACCACCAGUCAACCACCUCCUAACCAGCAAGUUGUAGAGGUGGCGAUUCCUCAUGUAGGGACAUUUAUGAUUGAGUCAGUGAAGGGGGGUUAUGAUGAUGAGAUCAUGAUGACACCGAACAUGCAAGGUAUUAUCAUGGCUAUAGGUAAAUCCAGGAGUGUAUAUGACAGGUGUGGUCCUGAAGCAGGGUUCUUUAAGGUACAAUUAACAUUUCCAUCUUUAUAUUUCCUCUGUUUUUCCCCCUAGCUUUUUUAUUCCAAAAUAUUUUGUUCUUUUAUAUAUAUUUGUUACUAGUACCAUCACUAUUCUUUUAUGUAGACUUUAUUCCUGAAAGGAAUAUUAGAAAGAGUUGCCAAAGCUAACUGAAUCAUUGAGGAAACUGUACAAGUAUCUUGGCAGGAAAAAAUGCUUUUACCUGAACUAUCUUAAUAUUUCUCUCCUCUGUUUUAUGGAUGUUGAUCUACCAUAUGAUUGUAGGAGAGAUGAUGUUGAAGAAUAUUUGUAACUGGUCUUUGAUACUGAAGACAGUAAUUUUAAUGGCUAGAAUCAGUCUUGUUAAAAGUUCACUCUUCUGGACUUGUUGACAGGAGGCUUGGUACAAAUCCUAGCUUUGACAUUUAUUAGCUUUGAUGAAACUUGGGGAAAGUCACCUAACCUCUUGGAGCCUCAGUUUCUUUAAUUAUAAAUGAGCAUAAUAAUACUUACUCUGCUAGGGCAGUUACUAGUAAUAACUCAACUUUUAUAUAGCACUUUGGGAUGUGCAAAGCACUUCCACAACAACCCUGUGGUGUAGGUUUUAUUUUUUUUUCCAGUUGACAUGUAUUGAAUAUUUACUGUGUGCCAUAUACUACAAAGCUUACAUUGUAUUGGGGGAAAACAACAUUCAAGAGAGAGAGAGUCAAGAGAAGGGGGUACCUGGAGUUUAAUGGGCAGGUAAGAAAGUCAGACCUAUCUUUUAAGUCUGUCAAUUUGACAGCUGUGUGGAAGAUGGGUUUGAAAGGAGAGAGAACCUAAAGAAGGAUUUCUUGACCUUUUUUGCGUGUCAUGAACCCCUCUGGCAAUCUGGAUAAGCCUAAGGAGCUCUUCUUGAACAAUAAAAUACAUACCACUACAAAAGAGUCAAGUGCAUUGAAGUACAGUUGUCAAAAUAUUUUUAAAGAAUAAAUUUAUGAACUUCUGGUUGAAAAUUCCCUACCCUAGAAGGGGGGAAAAAAAGAGCAUUUAGGAAAUUACUUCAUUAGUCCAGGUGAUUAUGUCAAGUCCCUCUAUUAAAGUGAUGGUUUUGUGAUAAAAUUAAAAGAUUUGGCAUCUGAUUGGGGCUGAAAGAUGAGAGUGAGGAAGGAGUUUUGGAUAAUUGAGAUUUCAGACACCUGCAUAAUUUCAAAAUUGUGGUGCCCAUAGUAGCAAAUGCAGAAAUAGGAUUGGGUUAAGGGAAAGAAAGUAGGUCCAGAAUAAACUUUGUACAUGUUGAGUUGGAAGUACAUAUGAGAAAUUCAAUUGGAAGAGUCCAGAAAAGUAGGCUGUGAUAUAGAACUGAAAUUCCAAAAAAGAGACAUAAGAAGACUUUUGAAGUUGCUCUUAUUGAAGUGACAGUAGACAGAGAGGUAUGGCUAUCCACUACUGUAUGGCGAUGGGUGUCAAGAAAGGUCCCAGAACCACCAAGAAUAUGAGGAAACCAUGACAGUGCUGCCACCCUGAGUGCUUGAC
Sarcophilus harrisii (Tasmanian devil) is the source of this 4570-nucleotide messenger RNA. It is a transcript of the gene USP25, whose product is annotated as ubiquitin specific peptidase 25. The transcript is spliced from 21 exons. Gene Ontology annotation, cellular component: nucleus; cytosol. The coding region runs from base 452 to 3109 and encodes 885 amino acids. Gene Ontology annotation, biological process: regulation of protein stability; protein deubiquitination. NCBI's taxonomy places the organism in Eukaryota, Metazoa, Chordata, Mammalia, Dasyuromorphia, Dasyuridae. Gene Ontology annotation, molecular function: cysteine-type deubiquitinase activity; protein binding; cysteine-type endopeptidase activity. The record is from RefSeq and is a predicted model, not a curated record.